UAGGACUGUCUUGCAUGCUUUCUUUGUUAUACUUCUUUCGGUAUAGACACAAUAAGAAAGCAUCAGCUCCAAGCUCUUCCGACGAAGGGCUUUUGCAUGUUUCUUAUCACAAUCUAUUGAAAAGCGACGAGUGGAUUCUCCUCCACCAAUCUAAUCGGCAUGGGCAGUUUUGGAUCUGUGUACAUAGGGCUUCUUGAUCAGACUCAAUCGAUCGUGGCCAUCAAGAUUCUUGACCUGACACAUCACGGAGCUUCCAAGAGCUUCAUAGCCGAGUGUGGGGCUUUAAGAAGAAUCCGACACCGUAAUCUCGUGAAGGUACUCACGGCAUGUUCUGGGUUUGAUUUUAAUGGAAAUGAUUUCAAGGCACUGGUCUACGAAUUCAUGCCAAAGGGGAGCUUGGAAGAAUGGUUGCACCCAAUUGCAUCGCAAUAUACGGAGAGAAGCAAGUUGAGCCUACUUGAGAGAGUGAAUAUUGCCAUUGAUGUUGCUUGUGCACUAGAUUAUCUCCAUCAUCACUGUGAAACACCAAUUGUUCAUUGUGAUAUAAAGCCAAGCAAUGUCCUUCUUGACGAUGAAAUGACUGGACAUGCAGGCGAUUUCGGACUUGCCAGGUUCCUCCCAGAAGCAAUGCAUAAGUUACUAGCCGAUCCAUCAAGCUCUGUCGGAAUAAAAGGAUCAUUUGGCUACGUAGCUCCAGAGUAUGGCGUGGGAAGUACGGUGUCCACACAAGGAGAUGUGUAUAGCUUUGGAGUCCUCAUUUUGGAGAUGUUCACGGGCAAGAGGCCGACUGAUGACAUGUUUGAAAAUGGGCUAGACCUUCAUCGCUUUGUAAAGGCAGCUCUGGCGGACCGAGUGGAGAAGGCAAUCGAUCCCAUUCUACUUCAAGAAAUAGAGGAGUCAGAGAAGAGACGAAUAGUCGCUCCGGAGGGCAAGAACAAAAGUUGGUGUAGUAUUAAGGAGUGUAUGGUUUCGAUGAUCGAACUAGGAGCCGCAUGCUCUUCUAAGUCUCCCAAGGAACGAAUGGAUGUCGGCGAUGCAGUGGCUAAACUCCAGGGAAUAAGGAAGAAACUUCUUGAGUUCAUUGUCAUUGCUUAG
This is a messenger RNA of Syzygium oleosum, 1095 nucleotides long. Its product is annotated as probable LRR receptor-like serine/threonine-protein kinase At3g47570. Gene Ontology annotation, molecular function: protein kinase activity; ATP binding. The coding region runs from base 160 to 1095 and encodes 311 amino acids. Gene Ontology annotation, biological process: protein phosphorylation. The record is from RefSeq and is a predicted model, not a curated record. Lineage: Eukaryota; Viridiplantae; Streptophyta; Magnoliopsida; Myrtales; Myrtaceae. The transcript has 2 exons.